Tetrahymena thermophila SB210 is the source of this 1395-nucleotide messenger RNA. RefSeq lists its product as hypothetical. NCBI's taxonomy places the organism in Eukaryota, Ciliophora, Oligohymenophorea, Hymenostomatida, Tetrahymenidae. The transcript has 11 exons. The record is from RefSeq and is a predicted model, not a curated record.
AUGAGGACACAUAUGAACUUUAAGGCAAAUCCAAUUAGCGCUUGCUCCAAUAACUAGACUUAAGUAUCUGGAAGCUAUCAACAGAAUUAUUAAAAAAAAGUAUCCAUGUUGAAAAGGCCAUAAAAUACGAAAUAGUCUUUUUAGUAGUUCAAAGAAGGAAGAGAUAUGACUGAAUAUGUCAAGGAAAAAAUUAGAGAAAACUAUGAAAUGUUUGAAAAGGGAUAAAUUGAUUCUGAAUUGUUAAAGAGAAACAUAAAGCAUAAACUUUAUCUUCCAAUCAAUGAAAAGGAGAUUGAUUUGGCAAUUUCUUAAGAUAGAUUAGAUUUCAAAACACUUCUUAGAAAUGUAGAUAAUUAAAAAUUAUGCUCAUAAUCACCUGUUCGUUUAGGCCAACAGAGAAAUAAAAUUUAGUCAUACAACUUAGCAGACAAUACAGAUAUACAAUAAUCUAUGACAUUGAAGAAUUAUAGAUCUUUUAAUGGAGGAGAUACAAAUUAAGUUCAAAAAGUCAGCAAUAAAUAGUAAUCUCUCAUUGUGGUUAAAGAAUUUAUAGAUGGUCAAUUAGACAAACCUAAUUUCUUAAGGAAUCUUAAAAAACUUGAUGUCGACACCCAAUAAAUUUUUGAAAGUACAGAUGUAAACAACGAUAGAUAUGAACCUAAUUCAUUUUAAAAGCUAGGCUAGAAAGUUUUAAAUUAAUUUAGGACUAACGAUAACAGAACCAAAGAGAGUUAACUUCUUAGUUAAUAAUAAAUUAUUGAAAAAUGUGUAAAUGGAAACAAUAAAAACUAUUUAUAACUUUUUAAUUAGACUGAAAAUAUUCCUACUUAAAGUUAUGAGAAUUUGGAAAAUUAGUUUGUAAAAGAGGAAAUUAUGUACGAUUUCGCAAAUGGGCAGAUCAGAUUAAAGUAGAAGAAAGUUCAGGAGAGGUGUCCUAGUGCAUGCAAGUCAAAUGGUGACAUAAUUACAUGGAAAGGAUAGGAAAGAAGUAUUGAAAGGGAGAAAGCGAUUCAAGAUAGAUUGCUUAAGAUAAAGAAAUUCAAAUAACAGAAAUAGCUUUCGAGCGACCAGCUUAAAUUACACUUGACAGAAGAAAAUCAAAAUUAUUUUUAUACUCCAACAUGCACAAAUUCUUUUUACAGCGCUAACAAAAGCAGCAAGAAUAAGCAAAAGCAGAACCAAUCCGCUUAUUUGUCUUACAACAACUUUAGCAACAAGAGCUACAAUGCAGAAAAAAAGUUCUUUAGAAAUGAAAGCGAAACUACUUCAACGACAUACUAGGAAAGUUCUAACUCUAACUUUUCAAGAAACAUGAAAGAAGAAAAAAUAAAUAGAAAACUGAAUGUGAGAAAUUUAAAUUCGUCAGUAGGUGAACUAAUGAUAGACAGAAUCUGA